GUCAAAGGUUGUGGGCGGAGCUAGGUAUGAGGUGUGGAGUAUUUAAUUGUCAGGACAGAGGGAAGAAGGCACAGUGAAAAUGGCUCUUCACCAACUUCUGUGUGGUUCAGCUGUGAUGAUCAUCCUCUUAUCCAAUGGAUGUCAUUCACAACAGCAGCCAGCAUGUGGCCGGGCACCAAACAACCCCAGAAUUGUGGGAGGUCAAGAUGCAGCUGCAGGAACUUGGCCCUGGAUAGCCAGUUUACAAAUUGAUGAGGAUCACAGUUGUGGAGGGUCCCUGAUCAGCAAUAUGUGGGUUCUGACUGCUGCUCACUGCAUCCCAGGGUAUCUCACAAACAUGACUGUUGUUCUGGGCCGCGAAAGCAUGAAAGGUCAAAACUUGAACGAAGUGUCAAGGGCAGUUGAUAAGAUCAUAACCCAUCCUGCUUACGAUGCAUUGAGCAAAGACAACGACAUGGCUCUUCUGAAGCUGUCGAGACCCGUAAACUUUACCGACUACAUCCAGCCGGUGUGCUUGGCCUCUGCAAACAGCACCUUCUACACCGGUGUGACAAACUGGGUCGUUGGUUUUGGUACUACAUCAAGUGGUGGCCCCAAUGCCGACACCCUGCAGGAAGUGAGGGUCCCAAUCGUGGGAAACAAUGAGUGCACAUGGCCUAACCCAAAUCUCACAGACAACAUGAUCUGUGCUGGGUUAAGAGCUGGAGGGAAUGAUUCAUGUCAGGGAGACUCAGGUGGACCAAUGAUGAUCAAAACUGGUUCAGUCUGGGUCCAGAGUGGUGUUGUGAGUUUUGGAGAAGAAUGCGCCUUGCCAGAUUAUCCAGGAGUUUACGCCCGUGUGUCCAACUACGAAGACUGGAUCAAAAAUCACACUGGCUCUAGCCAACCAGGCUUUGUUGACUCCAUGUCCUCAGGAGUUGACACCGACUUAACCUUUGACUGUUCUGAAAUAACCACAAACACCGAACCCCCCAAACCUUAUCCCACCACCCAUCACCCCUAUCCCACCACCCAUCACCCCUAUCCCACCACCCAUCACCCCCAUACCACCGAUGACGGCAGUGUGUUUGGCAGUGGUGAGAGAGUGAUCUCCUCACUCGGUCUUCUCCUUAUGUCUCUCUAUGCGCUGGUCGGAGGCAUAUCGGUGAUGAUCAUCCUCUUAUCCAAUGGAUGUCAUUCACAACAGCAGCCAGCAUGUGGCCGGGCACCAAACAACCCCAGAAUUGUGGGAGGUCAAAAUGCGGCUGCAGGAACUUGGCCCUGGGUAGCCAGUAUACAAGUGAAUGGCAAGCACUAUUAUGGAGGGUCCCUGAUCAGCGCUAUGUGGGUUCUGACCGCUGCUCACUCUAUCUCAGAUCGCAACAUGACGGUUGUUCUGGGCCUCGAAAGCAUGUCUGGUCCAAACUUGAACAACGUGUCAAAGGCAAUUGAUAAGAUCAUAUUCCAUCCUAUGUACAACUCCCUCAAUUUGGACAACGACAUGGCUCUUCUGAAGCUGUCGAGCCCGGUGAACUUUACAGACUACAUCCAGCCGGUGUGCUUGGCCUCUGAAAACAGCACCUUCUACACCGGUGUCAACAGCUGGGUCGUUGGUUUUGGUUUUACAUCAAGUGGUGCCAAGGCCGACACCCUGCAGGAAGUGAGGGUCCCAGUCGUGGGAAACAAUGAGUGCACAUGUGCCCACCACGAUCUCACAGACAACAUGAUCUGUGCUGGGUACAGAUCUGGAGGGAAUGAUUCAUGUUGGGGAGACUCAGGUGGACCAAUGAUGAUCAAAAAGGGUUCAGUCUGGGUCCAGAGUGGGGUUGUGAGUUUUGGAAACUGUGGCGCGCCGAAGUUUCCUGGAGUUUACGCCCGUGUGUCCAACUACGAAGACUGGAUCAAAAAUCACACUGGCUCUAGCAAACCAGGCUUUGUUGACUACAUGUCCUCAGGAGUUGAUAGCGACUUGGACUUUGUCUGUCCCACCGCCUAUCCCACCACCCAACACCCCUAUCCCACCACCCAACACCCCUAUCCCACCACCCAACACCCCUAUCCCACCACCCAACACCCCUAUCCCACCACCCAUCACCCCUAUCCCACCACCCAACACCCCUAUCCCACCACCCAACACCCCUAUCCCACCACCCAUCACCCCCAUACCACCGAUGACGACAGUGUGUUUUGCAGUGGUGAGAGAGUGAUCUCCUCACUCGGUCUUCUCCUUAUGUCUCUCUAUGCGCUGGUCGGAGGCAUAUAA
Molecule: messenger RNA, 2242 nt
Organism: Gymnodraco acuticeps
Lineage: Eukaryota; Metazoa; Chordata; Actinopteri; Perciformes; Bathydraconidae
Product: transmembrane protease serine 9-like
Biological process (GO): proteolysis
Molecular function (GO): serine-type endopeptidase activity
Source: RefSeq, a predicted model, not a curated record